Hipposideros armiger (great roundleaf bat) is the source of this 2478-nucleotide messenger RNA. Its product is annotated as ATP-dependent 6-phosphofructokinase, platelet type-like. Gene Ontology annotation, cellular component: membrane; cytoplasm; 6-phosphofructokinase complex. The transcript is spliced from 18 exons. The coding region runs from base 95 to 2221 and encodes 708 amino acids. Gene Ontology annotation, biological process: fructose 6-phosphate metabolic process; canonical glycolysis; fructose 1,6-bisphosphate metabolic process. NCBI's taxonomy places the organism in Eukaryota, Metazoa, Chordata, Mammalia, Chiroptera, Hipposideridae. Gene Ontology annotation, molecular function: monosaccharide binding; AMP binding; fructose-6-phosphate binding. The record is from RefSeq and is a predicted model, not a curated record.
GCAGGCGGGGCGAGCGGUUCAGAGCUGCGGAGGCGCAGGAGGGGUUCACUGGCUGCCUAGCGCCCAGCCCAGAGCGGUCUCCGGCCUGCUCGCCAUGGACCAAGACCGUAUCCCCUCGACCCCCAGGGGCUCCUUCCGAAAGUUCCUCGAACAACUCUCCGGGGCCGGCAAAGCCAUCGGCGUGCUGACCAGCGGCGGGGAUGCCCAAGGUAUGAACGCCGCGGUCCGAGCUGUCGUGCGCAUGGGGAUCUACGUGGGGGCCAAGGUGUACUUCAUCUAUGAGGGCUACCAAGGCAUGGUGGAUGGCGGCAGCAACAUCGUGGAAGCGGACUGGGAAAGCGUGUCCAGCAUCCUGCAGGUGGGAGGGACCAUCAUUGGCAGCGCCCGUUGCAAGGCCUUUCGUGCUCGGGAAGGCCGCCUGAGUGCUGCUUACAACCUGGUCCAGCUGGGCAUCACCAACCUAUGUGUGAUCGGAGGGGACGGAAGUCUCACCGGGGCCAAUAUCUUCCGGGAGGAAUGGAGCGGGCUUCUGGAAGAGCUAGCCCAAAAUGGCAAAAUUGACAAGCGGGAGGUGGAGAAGUACGCGCACCUCAACGUCGUGGGGAUGGUGGGCUCCAUCGACAACGACUUCUGCGGCACAGACAUGACCAUCGGCACAGACUCUGCCCUGCACCGGAUCAUCGAAGUCGUGGAUGCCAUCAUGACAACCGCCCAGAGCCACCAGAGGACCUUUGUUCUGGAGGUUAUGGGGAGACACUGCGGGUACCUGGCUCUGGUGAGCGGCUUGGCCUGUGGGGCUGACUGGCUGUUCCUUCCGGAAUCUCCGCCAGAGGAAGGCUGGCAGGAGAGGAUGUGUGUCAAGCUGUCAGAGAACCGAGCCCGAAAAAAAAGGCUGAAUAUCAUCAUUGUGGCCGAAGGAGCAAUCGAUACCCAGAACAAGCCUAUUACCUCAGAGCAAAUCAAGGAGGUGGGUGUGCCUGGAAUGGGUCACCGUAACACGGCUGGCAGGGCUUGGGCCAGCCGCAUGGGGGUGGAGGCCGUGGUUGCCCUUCUGCAGGCCACCCCCGAGACCCCGGCCUGCGUGGUGUCGCUGAGCGGGAACCAGGCGGUGCGCCUGCCCCUGGUGGAGUGCGUGCAGAUGACCCAGGACGUACAGAAGGCGAUGGAUGAGAGGAGGUUCAAGGACGCCGUGCAGCUGCGGGGAAGGAGCUUUGAGGGAAACCUCAAAACCUACAAGCUGCUUGCCAUCAAGCUGCCAGACUCUGAGAUCCAAAAGAGCGGCUGCAAUGUGGGCGUCAUCAACGUGGGCGCGCCGGCGGCCGGGAUGAAUGCGGCCGUGCGCUCGGCUGUGCGUGUGGGCAUCUCCUCCGGGCACAGGAUGCUCGCUGUGUAUGACGGCUUUGAGGGCUUUGCCAGAGGCCAGAUCAAAGAAAUCGGCUGGUCGGAUGUCGGAGGUUGGACUGGACAAGGUGGCUCCAUUCUUGGGACAAAACGGACACUGCCCGGGAAGUACCUGGAGGACAUUGCCACCCAGAUGCACGCCCACAGCAUCAAUGCACUGCUGAUCAUUGGUGGCUUUGAGGCCUACCUGGGACUGCUGGAACUGUCAGCCGCCCGGGAGAAACACGAGGAGUUCUGUGUCCCCAUGGUUAUGGUCCCUGCCACUGUCUCCAACAAUGUGCCGGGGUCUGAUUUCAGCAUUGGUGCCGACACUGCCCUGAACACCAUCACCGACGUAAGUCUGUGGCCAGCAAAGCAGGUAGCAUGGACGCUCGCUAACAAGGGUCCCCAGCCCGCUUUUAUCUACCAGCACACCGGAGACGUGGGCUGGGUCUGGCUCAUUGAAAACUAUGAAAAAAAGUCUGACCAUGGCGGGGCACCGUCCCCAUUUGACAGAAACUUUGGAACCAAAAUCUCUGCCCGAGCCAUGCAGUGGAUCACCACAAAACUGAAGGAGGCGCAGGGGAAAGGAAAGAGAUUUGUAACUGAUGAUUCCAUCUGUGUGCUGGGAAUCUGCAAAAGAAACCUCCUUUUCCAGCCUGUGGCAGAACUGAGGAAGGAGACGGACUUCGAGCACAGAAUUCCCAAAGAGCAGUGGUGGCUGAAGCUGCGGCCACUCAUGAAGAUCCUGGCCAAGUACAAGGCCAGCCUGGAGGUCUCCGACGCGGGUCAAAUGGAGCACGUGCACCGCCGCGGCCCCGAGGAACCUGCAGCCAUCUAGGUGCCACCGGACCUGCACUGCCUGGCAACACUUGGACUUCCUGUUUACCGCCGUUUUUGUAACACUUGUUAUUUAUGAGCAUGGUGUAUGAGUAUUGUCAACAUUAAUCCCUAACCACAGAGCACCCAUCCGUGCCCUUCACGCCCCCGGGGCACUGGGACCCCCACGCCUUGUCUGCUGUCCUUCUCAUUGUCUCCUGCUUCAAACCGUGCACUCCCAGUGGAAUUAAACAUUUCGCUAAAGCUCCAACCACGGUA